UUUUAUAGUUCCCCAGGACUGGGUCCUGGAUGGAGCACCAUUUUAUUUUUCUCCAAUGCCUCAUUGCUCUUGUCGUUUAGUUCUAUAUAACAGAUAGACUUCUGCUCAUAUUUAUUUUGGCCUAUGGUAUUUUCGGUCGCCAGAAGGGGCCACCAUCUCAGUGUCACCGGGACAUCACCAACUUCUUGAAUGGUUCAAGGUCCACAGACAUGUUCAAGACGGAGCCAUGAUCCUUAACAAAUGCAGGGACGGACUCGACUCACUUUUCAUCUUCCAGCGCGCCACAGCAGUGCCAUUGGACUUUGACUCAAAAAGACAGGGUGUUGUAUUCAUGCAACUAAAAUGUGGAAAAGAUAUUCGAGUCGCUGGGGGCGUCAUUGAAAAGUUACAAUUCUUCUAGGAAUUGCGUCUACAACGAGGAUUCAACGUGUUCAUUUUUCGACCGCGAGGUGUAACUUACUCUGACAACCAGGAAACAAGAGUAAGCAUGAAAAGAAGAGAUAUGCGCUACUUUAUAUUUACAUUAAGUGCACAAAAACAGAAAGAUGAAUAAAACGGCCCAAUCCCUUUGUUCUUUUUCUUUUCUUUUUUUUUUUUUU
Messenger RNA from Gamsiella multidivaricata, 599 nucleotides. RefSeq lists its product as uncharacterized. The record is from RefSeq and is a predicted model, not a curated record. The transcript has a single exon. NCBI's taxonomy places the organism in Eukaryota, Fungi, Mortierellomycota, Mortierellomycetes, Mortierellales, Mortierellaceae. Bases 227 to 400 code for a protein of 57 amino acids.